AUGCUACUUCGAAGAGAGCCAAUCAAAAAUUGUAUGUAUAAAAAUCCAUUUCUUCCAACAAAGGCGAUGUUUAUACUAACAAAGGGAAUCUGUUUAAAUAGUUGCCUACCAUGCGCUGCAUAUGUUACCUUUCGAGAUAUUGGUAAAAAUAUUUCCCUUAAAGUGGAUAAUUACAUGAAUGGCGUAGCCGAAAAUACUUCUAAUGAUCCCUCCAACGAACCAAACAACACAAUUUCUAUAAAUUCGCAAAUUGUACCCCCUAUACAACCAUCACAUUCACAAAUACUGAUACCCGGAUCAAGGACAUACAAUGAAGAUAAUCCACCAGAUGUCCAAAAGCUAGGUUCAUCAUCGUGGACACUAUUACACGCAGUUACAGCCAAGUAUCCUACAAAACCCACAGAUUUUGAAAAAUUGCAGAUGCAAAAGUUUCUAAUGCUAUUUUCACAUGUGUACCCAUGCAAUUGGUGUGCUAAGGAUUUUGAGAAGUUUAUUGAGGCGAAUUCACCAAGAGUAGAAUCAAGAGAUGAACUAGGCCGUUGGAUGUGUGAAGCUCAUAAUCAUGUAAAUAAUAAGCUAGGAAAGCCUAAGUUUGACUGUAAUUUUUGGGAAAAGAGAUGGAAGGAUGGUUGGGAUGAAUGA
Naumovozyma castellii is the source of this 642-nucleotide messenger RNA. RefSeq names its product flavin-linked sulfhydryl oxidase (gene ERV1). The record is from RefSeq and is a predicted model, not a curated record. The transcript has a single exon. Bases 1 to 642 code for a protein of 213 amino acids. Lineage: Eukaryota; Fungi; Ascomycota; Saccharomycetes; Saccharomycetales; Saccharomycetaceae.